Messenger RNA from Corticium candelabrum, 1612 nucleotides. Its product is annotated as collagen EMF1-alpha-like. The coding region runs from base 108 to 1400 and encodes 430 amino acids. The record is from RefSeq and is a predicted model, not a curated record. The transcript is spliced from 10 exons. Gene Ontology annotation, cellular component: extracellular matrix. Lineage: Eukaryota; Metazoa; Porifera; Homoscleromorpha; Homosclerophorida; Plakinidae.
CCGCUACCUCACGUCAUUGUGCUCAUUGACACGUUACACUCUCCCAGUGCAUUUUCUCUGCAUAAACAAACGCUUGUCUAGUGAUUUCAAAAUCCCACGAGCAGGACAUGCAGCUAAGGAUGCGGUCGUUUUUCUAUUUCUGUGUGAUGAUCAGUCUAUGCUCGUCGAGCGAGCCAUUCGAGCUUACCGAUUUUCCUGAUAUUCGGCCCUGGCCCAAGUGUGAAUGCAGUAAUCAGAAAGGCGAAAAGGGUGAAAUGGGUGCUACUGGUUUCAAAGGUAGUACAGGAGCAAAUGGUGUACAAGGUCUCAGAGGAAACAUUGGCCCAGUUGGUCCAGAUGGACCAAAGGGAGAAAAGGGGAUCAAGGGUGAGCUAGGCAACAGAGGUUACACAGGACUUCCUGGACCGAGUGGUAAUCCAGGUCCGUAUGGACACUAUGGACCGAAAGGAACUAAAGGCAAUAUGGGUAUUAAAGGCAAUGAAGGAGCACAAGGGCCUCCUGGAUCUUCUAUCCAUGAAAUCGACAAAAUACCAACAUACGCAGGUGAAAGUUGCAUGUUUGAGAACACAGGCCAAACGUUCUUGACCCCAGACCUCAGCUAUCUUAUCGUGUGCGAUGGCUCAAAAUGGAAAUUUAUAAAACUCGGAACUUCAGCCGGAGGUAGCUGUAAAGAGCUGUAUGACAGUGGUCUACAAGGAAGCGAGCACUCUAAGUCUUACCUACUAUUUGACAGCGCGGGAGGAGCGCUGUACGAGACAUAUUGUGAUAUGACUUCAGGAGGAGGAGGAUGGACACUCGUCGCUCGAGCACACGGAAACAGUUCAGAGUGGGCUCCAGCUAGUCAAUACUGGUAUAACAACAUGCUCAUUGCGCCAGAUACAGCUGCAGACGUUAGUGCAGUAAGUUCGAUGAAAAACAAAGGAUGGCUUAGUAUCCAUGGGCAGAAAAUGAAAGUGUGCUACAACGGAACUCACACCAAUUGUGCUGUGUUCACUCAUAAUCUUGGAAUACCACUUUCUCAAUUAUUCUCUAACAAUUUUGGCGUUACUGUUGCUGAGAAUUACGACUUUCAAGCGCUUGCGACUGCGUUUGGCGUCAAUCCUUAUAUGACCUUUCCAGCCAACCAUCAGUGGUGCGGACUGAACUUAGGAGAUGGAUGCGCCCACUCCACUAAUCCCAACGUCGCAGAACGUCACACAAUUUGUCGCAUCGGAUGCAUUGGGGACCACUCGGGGCGAUCUGAGUGCAGGCUGGAUGACUAUGCUUUAGGAAUUGGAGUAAGCAGCUGCUAUGAUAACUAUGGUUGUGUUGCGACUGGAACGACAACAGAAAAUUUGCAUUACCGAGCUGGGAUCAAAUUCGGAUUCUUCCCGCAAACUGCAUUCAUAUAUGUGCAGUAACGCAGAACAAUGUUUUGGCCAGGACAGCUAAUGUGUCAGUGUGUUUUCAUUUUUGUCUGUGAGGUAGCUGGUUUAGUAAGUGCAUGUAGUAGCGGUUUGUCAUGCCACCUGAGGAUGUUUGGAGCUUCUGUAUGGAGCUAGUAGCACAAUGCAAUCGUUGUCGAAAAACUUUUUUCGCUUUUAUGCCGUGGACAAAGCUGUGCUGUAUGUAA